Molecule: messenger RNA, 836 nt
Organism: Papilio polytes (common Mormon)
Lineage: Eukaryota; Metazoa; Arthropoda; Insecta; Lepidoptera; Papilionidae
Exons: 4
Coding region: 89-787 (232 amino acids)
Source: RefSeq, a predicted model, not a curated record
GCACUGGAAUAUCAGAAGUACUUAAUAAUCAAUUAGCAACAUUUACCGACGUUUCUAAUUAUUGUGAUAGCUGAAAAAAUAAGUGGAAAUGAUUAAAUACAUGAUAUUAUUAGCUAUUGUGUCUGCGAUCAGUGGUCGGCCUAAAGAUAAUUAUGUACCAUGGAAUAUGGUGACGGUACCAGCAAACUGUCCAAAGGGUCAACAACUCAUCAACGGAGAGUGUAGAGAUAUUUGGUCUCACGAUGAUUUACUUAACAUGCCAAUGGACGUUGAAAAUCAACAGGGUCCACAGUAUAGUGAACAAAAUGGGCCACGGAACAUGAUCACGGUGCCUACGAACUGCCCCCCGGGUCAGGAGCUGAUUAACGGCGUUUGUCGCGACAUCUGGCGAUACAGAGCUACAAGCCCAAUCCCAUCAAAUAUUGAAUACUCGGGACAACGUCUAGAAAACGCUCCACUUAAUAUGAUCACGGUGCCUACGAACUGUCCUCCGGGUCAACAGUUAAUCAACGGCGUAUGUCGUGACGUUUGGAUGUUUGCACCAACCAGCCCUACUCCUCAAGCUGUCGAACAAUCUAAUGAAAGCAAGAUUUUGGAACAAAUUAUCGAAACUAUUAAAUCACAAUUAUUAUAUCGCCAAAAACGACAACUGGAUUUGGAUGCAGAAGAAAUACUUCAAUUGCUGGAUGAAGCAAAUGUGAACAGAAACAUAAUAACGGUUCCCAACCAAUGUCCUGCUGGAUAUAGGCCUGAUAUAUUUGGAAUUUGUCGGCCAAUAUUUGAUUAAACUCUAUCGGAAUUUGUGAUACAAAAAUAUUAAACAUUAAUGUUAAUAA